AUGGCCCCUACAUCUCCUCCCCCCGCGGAUGGCGCCGAAUCCCGCGUGAGCGACGCCAAACACGUCGAACAAGGCCUGCAAAAGCCGCACGUAGAAGCCGAGGAUGUGCAGCAGCAGGACCCCGAGAUAUACCUGGAGGCGUUGGCCCGGUAUCCGAACGACGAGUCGAUAGACCAGGCCGAAGAGAAGCGGCUCCUCCGCAAGCUUGAUAUGCGGAUCCUGCCGCUGCUUGGAGUCUGCUACUUCUUCUACUACGUCGACAAGACUACAUUAUCAUACGCUGCCAUAUUUGGCGUGAAAGAGGGCAUCCAUCUCAAGGGCGAAGAGUACUCGUGGCUUUCGAGCUCCUUCUACUUUGGGUGGCUCAUCUGGGCCAUCCCCUCCAACUUGAUCAUGCAGCGCUGCCCCCCCGCGUGGUAUCUCUCGUUCAACAUAUUCAUGUGGGGGGCCCUGCUCAUGGCCCAGGCCGCGGCUCACAACUUUGGCGGUCUCCUCGCUCUCCGGGUUCUCAGCGGAGCGUUUGAAGCCAUUGCGGACCCUGCCUUUAUGCUGAUCACCUCCAUGUACUACACCCGUUCCGAGCAGCCCUCGCGUAUAGCAGCAUGGUAUGCCUGGAACGGACUUGGGGUUGCCGGUGGCGGCCUCAUCGGCUACGGAAUAGGACAUAUCAAAGGCGCGCUCUCAUCGUGGCGCUACGAGUUCCUCGUCGUCGGCGCCUUCUGCUCUUUCUGGGCCGUCGUCCUCGUCCUCCUGCUACCCAACUCCCCGCGGACUAUCUGGGGCUUCACUCACGACGAGAAACUCAUCAUGAUCGCCCGCAUGAGGCGCAACCAGACAGGCAUCGAGCAGCGCCGCAUCAACUGGGGCCAGAUCAGGGAGGCCUACGCCGACUACAAGACCUGGCUCUUCACUCUGCUGGGGUUCAUGUCCAACGUUCCCAACGGUGGCAUCUCCAACUUCUCUACCCUGGUCAUCAAGGGCCUUGGCUUUGGGACCCUCGAGACGGCCCUGCUUGGCAUCCCACAGGGCUGCCUCGUCGUCAUCUGGAUCGGGCUUGGUGCCUUGGCGAACAGGCACUUGCCUGCCAACAGCCGAACGCUCGUGUGCGCUUUAUUCAUGCUGCCCACUAUUGGCGGUGCGCUUGGUUUCCUCCUUGCUCCCGAUAACGCAUACGUUGGCCGGUUGAUAUGCUUUUACCUCACCGGUUCUUAUCAGGCCUCAUUUGUUCUCUCUCUAUCUCUCAUAACCUCCAAUACCGGUGGCCAGUCCAAGAAGAUGAUUGUAUCCGGCAUGAUCUGGUUCGGCGCUUGUAUCGGAAACAUCGCAAGCCCGUUCUUCUACAAGGUUGAUCAAGCUCCUUCCUAUCACCUGGGUAUCGGCUCGCUUCUAGUAGCCAACUGCAUCGAACUAGCCCUCUUUUUCCUUUUUCGGUAUGCCUAUAUCUGGGAGAACAGAAAGAAGGAAAGGCUGCGAGCGGAGAUGCGCGCAAAUGGGAACUAUGGGGCCGAUGAGCUCAACGUGACAGCGUUCACCGACUUGACAGACAAGGAGAACCCCAACUUUGUAUAUGUUUAUUAG
Messenger RNA from Colletotrichum graminicola M1.001, 1578 nucleotides. Its product is annotated as major facilitator superfamily transporter. Gene Ontology annotation, molecular function: transmembrane transporter activity. Bases 1 to 1578 code for a protein of 525 amino acids. Gene Ontology annotation, biological process: transmembrane transport. Lineage: Eukaryota; Fungi; Ascomycota; Sordariomycetes; Glomerellales; Glomerellaceae. The transcript is spliced from 4 exons. The record is from RefSeq and is a predicted model, not a curated record. Gene Ontology annotation, cellular component: membrane.